This is a messenger RNA of Galendromus occidentalis (western predatory mite), 508 nucleotides long. RefSeq names its product presenilin enhancer, gamma-secretase subunit (gene pen-2). The transcript is spliced from 2 exons. NCBI's taxonomy places the organism in Eukaryota, Metazoa, Arthropoda, Arachnida, Mesostigmata, Phytoseiidae. Gene Ontology annotation, biological process: Notch receptor processing. The record is from RefSeq and is a predicted model, not a curated record. Gene Ontology annotation, cellular component: gamma-secretase complex. Bases 143 to 448 code for a protein of 101 amino acids.
CAACCCAGCAAACAGUGAUCCGCUUAUGACAGCUAACGUGAAAAUCGAACUCCCUCAGAAACUACUGGAAUCGCGAGCUCGGGGAGCUCGGGUGCCCGUGGAAAGCUCCUCAUAAGUCGCUUGCAAACUCAAUAGCUCCAAAAUGGAUAUCCGGCGUAUGGAAACCCAAGAAAAAGUAGACCUCUCCCGAAAAUACUUCCUAGGAGGAUGCUUCUUCCUUCCGUUCCUCUGGGCAGUGAAUGCCGUUUGGUUCUUCAAGGACGCUUUCGCGAAAGAAUCAUUCCCCGGCCAGAAUAAAAUCCGAUCAAACGUCGUGAAGUCAGCUAUCGGCGCGGGUAUAUGGCUCAUCGUCCUGAUCACAUGGAAUGUGAUUUUCCAGAUAAAGCGCCCACAAUGGGGCGAGUUCGGCGACAGGUUGUCAGCUAUCAUACCACGAGGAAUAGCGUGAUCGAAGACUCUGUCAGAUGAAUCGUUCGAUCCUUGUUUAUUAAAAAAUGAUACCGUAUCU